UGUACUGACACAGUAGCGAUACGGGCUGAGGAGACAUGGAGGCCCAAUUAACGAGAGAGGCCCGUGCUGACACAUCCCGGCCUAGCUAACGGCGUGUCGGACUGGGUUUAGGAGCAUCUCGGGAGAUAUUGCGGAUACCAGUUGCUGACUUAAAAGAUCAAAUAUGUGGCCACCACGUUGAUGCACACGAAGGGAGGACACAGAGCCAAAUAAUGUGAACGCCGUUUCUGGACAAUUACAGAGUUGAAGGAGAAAAGAGGGCUGGACUGCCAAGGAGGGAUAGAAGCCACCGCAAAACAAGGAGAGCUUCACCCUCACCGUUAUCCCCCUCCCCCUUUCCCCCUUAACCCCUCUCCCAUCCCCCAACAAACACUUUACCUGGUAUCCACCACAUCCCUUCCUUAGUAAACCUGCACUUCUCCAAAAGUUCUUAUGGAUCCGAAAAAUCAGGUGGGGACUGCAACUCCACCCCCUCCUCUCUCGGGUGUCCCCUCAGGGGAACAAGAGAAGGAGGUAGGGGGUGGAGAGAAAGAAGAACAGGAGGAGGAGGAGGAGAAGAAGAGAGACAGAGAGAAGGAAGGAGCUGUCGCUGCUGGUGCAGCAGCAAGUGGGCCAGGAGGUACCGGAGGUGACCAGUCCCAUUUCUCCAUCAAAGAGAGCAGCCUUUCCGAGGGCAAUGUCAAGCUUAAGAUUGGCCUUCAAGCAAAACGCAUGAAGAAGCCCCCUAAGAUCUUGGAGAGUUACGUGUGCCGACCGGCCUUCAGGGCCACCGUGAGGCACACGGGGCGUGGAGGAGGCGGUGCUCGUGGAAACCGUGCAGGGGCUACAGGUGAUGGGGCAGGUAUUCAGAGCCAGAGUCCACAUGGCAGGGAAAAAGAUAAGAAAGAGAAAUCCAGUGUCAACAGGCCGGCCUCGUCAUCUUCAUCAACACCCUCUGCUAAAGCUCCUACGCCUCCUCCCCCCGCUCCUCCUCUCACCAGCACUAACACCCUGUCACCCACCCAAGUGAAUGGGAGCACUCCGGCAAAAAGGGGUUCACCAAAGAUGGAUUGUAAGUCUGAUACAAAGCCAGACACAAAAGCAGCGGCCGCCACCACUUCUGAGAGAUCCCUUAACCUUCACCGCCCUCCACCAGACAGCAAAACGCAUCCAUCUGGGAAGAAAACACCAACUCUUCAACCCAACCCCCGGACAUCUUCACCUUCUCCACCACUACCUGCAAAGGAACCCAGCUUUGAAGCUCUUAAACCUCCUCAAUGCACCUACAGCACUGAAAAUCAGAGAGACAAGGACAAAAGUGUUCAAAAUUCGGUAGCACCCAAAAUCACUGAGAAAUUAGCUCAACUCAUAGCGACCUGCCCACCAUCAAAGACCCCCAAACCAGCCAAACAUACAAAGUUGGACCCCGCUCCCCCUCUCCCAAUUUCAGGCUUUAUGGCCCCCACAGCCAAGCAAAGAGACAGAGCUAUGGCCAAUAGGAACACAUAUUCAAGAGUGGUUCACCUUUCUCCACCACCUCCUGUGUCACGACCGCCUGGUCGGCCCUAUGGUUCGAGAAGCAAGGACAGUGUUAUGGAAAAUUCCCCUUCCCUGACACCGCUGAGGCAGGAGGACACGGAAUCGGAUGAGAAAGCUAGUAGCAGCAGCGAUAAAGUCAUCGGCAACAGCAAUGACUGCCUGUCAGCCAUGACAACGGACUGCACCAAUGACAACAGUAGCAUGUCUACGCCUCAGUCACGUACAGGUCACAGCCUUCCACACAACACAUCUUUGGCAUCUUGUCCCCUUUCAUCCUCUUCCACCAACUCGGCUGAGCAGAGGACAGUGAGUGCAGUGACUCACCUGGGCUCCCCUGCUCCCUCACAAGGACACCAUGCACGAGAGAGUCCGGCCGUGGCAGAAGAAAGCAGUGCAAAUAAGAGGGAGCAGGAUAUUGACGACCUUAGAGACUUAACCAAGUGCCCUCCUCAAACAGGAACAGGAAAACUAGAAUGGAAAGACAAGGGAGCUAAUAAUCAGUCACUGCGAGUUGAGAGGGUGAAGAGCUCUAGUCCAAAUAAGCGCAGUCCCAAUUGGGAUAGUAGCCGAUCUGGUCGGACUAGCAGUCCCGCUGAGCCUGUGAGACAAAGGGCCUCUCCUUCACCGGAGCCGGAUGAUGACGAAGGUCCACUAACACCUCUGAGGGACGAUUCUCCUGAUUCAUCCAUAGACUCUCCAGCAGAGCAGGACAGCAAACCUCUUAAAAAACGCAGGGGAAGGAAAACCCGUUGGAGCCGUGUUAUGGGCAAGGGGCAAGGUCAAAGAGUCGGUCUGGACAGUCACUUCGACCUGAGCAAAACCACCUUGCCUUUAUCGUCAAGCUUGGUAACCCUGUCACUACCAGUUAAGAGACCUGUGGGUAGGCCUCCAAACCCAAAUAAGGUCAGACCAAAUCCUGUGUCACAAAGUCAAGUGUCACUGCUCUUCCCACCCCAGCCUAAGAAAAGAGGAAGGCCAAAGUCUAUAAUGCCACGGCUUGACGCUCUGGCCCGUGGGUGCCUUCCCAACAAGCAGGCUCCCUCUAAGGUCUUUUCAUCUUUACUGAAGUCUAAAGAAGAGCAAGACCCCCCUGUUCUUCACCCGGAGGUGGACCUGAACCCCCCUAAACCUAUGCCUAGAAAACGUGGACGCCCUAAGCGCCUUCCUCCUACCUUACCCCAAGAAGGUCAACCUCCCACGUUGGAUCCAGAGGCAGGGGACAUGGGAGACAAACGGUUUCGCACCAAAGGAAAUGGGCAGCUUAUCAUGAAAACUAUUAUAGGCAAGAUCAAUAAGAUGAAAAGUAUGAAACGGAAGCGUAUUCUCAGUCAAAUAUUGUUGGGCCCAAGACCAGAAGACACCCCUAAAUGCCCCACCAAUGUGGUGGUUAGCUCUGUGGAGUCUGCAACCCAAUCAUUGUCGUCCCUGGCUGCUUCUUUUGGGGGGAAACUAGGGCCACAAAUUAAUGUCAGUAAAAAGGGCACUAUAUACAUGGGUAAGAGACGAGGCCGCAAACCAAAAUCUGCAACCAAUUCAACAGCUACAACACCACCUCAAGAACCUUUCCUAUCUCCAAACACCACUUCCCCUCUCCAUCACCAUCAAUUGCAGUCUCAUCAACAGCACCAGCUCUCCUCGUCAGAGGUCUUUCCCUCUCCCUCCCUCUCACAGUCUAGCGGAGGCCACAGCCCCAUCAGCGAUGCCAGCUUUGUCGAGCCAGGCUCGGUGCACUUUUCAGGUCACUCUCACUAUUCUAACCCCCAUCAUACCCACAACACGUUCUCUUUCCCUCCCCCAACCUUUUCCGCCCCUAAUCCUCGCAACCCUGGGUCGUCUAUGGCCACAGCAGCUUCCCAGAAAAAGUCCUCUUGCCGUGGUUACCAGCACCACCACCAUUACAGGCAGCACUACCAGUAUCAUAAGCUUUCACCUUCUAGGCCCCUCCAUCCCACCUCCCCUGCCCCUCUCAGUGAGCUAAAAGAAGCCACUCCGUCACCAGUCAGUGAGUCACACAGUGAGGAGACCGUGCCCAGUGACAGUGGCAUAGGAACAGACAAUAACAGCACCUCUGACCGUGGUGAGAAAGCUGGAGGCGUUGGUGGCUUGGGUGGAAUUGGGAUGCCGACUGGGACAGGCAGUGGAUUAUUAAUGCCUGGGGUCAUUGGUUCAGCUAUGGGUCCAGGGGUGGGCCUUAAUUCCAGAGGCAGGCGGCGUCACUCCGCUGUGCUCAUGGAACAUCCAUCACCCUCUCCAUCACCCCAAGGGGCAAGGUCGUCACCAGAUCCCAGGAGACCUCAUCCAGCAGCUCCAGCGUCCUCCAUAAUGGGACAUAAGGACAAACAUAAGCACAAGUGCAAACGCCGCACUCAUGGGUGCCCCGGCUAUGACAAGCUGAAGAGACAGAAAAGGAAACGCAAGAAGAAGUACUUGCAGCUGCGCUCCCGGCGGCAUGACCCAGACUUUCUUGCUGAGCUAGAAGAGAUUGUCGUGAGACUGAGUGAAAUACGGAUAGCACACCGUACCACUGGGCAUCGGCUCGGCAGUGGUGUCGGCAUAGCAGCAGGAACGAGUCGAGCUCCAGGGGUGGGAAGCAGAGCCAGUGGUGGCAUAGGAAGCACAGGUGGCCCUCCUCCACAUCAUUAUGUCCACAGGGAUCUUCUGCCUACAAUCUUCAGGGUAAACUUCGGCAGCUUCUACUCCCAUCCUGCGUAUUCCUGUGACCCGUUGCACUAUGUUCGGAAACCAGACAUGAAGAAGAAACGGGGGCGGCCUCCCAAACUGAGGGAGUCCAUGUCUGAGGUUCCCUUUUUACCUGGGCUUGGAUUUCCGCUCUCCAGUGGCGGCUUCUACCACCCCUCCUACAGCGUUCCCUACUCCUCUGGGCCCCUGGGUUUGGGGUAUUACAGAGGCUAUCCUCCAGCUAGCGCUCUGUAUCCCCACCCACACCACCAGCCACCCCACACAGCCCCAUCCCACCACUCUCACCACUCACCGUCCUUCCCUCCUCCUCCCCCCACAUCUUACAUGCAUCAUCACCACAAUUCUCAUCUCUUGCUGAACCCCUCUAAAUUUCACAAGAAAAAACACAAGCUUCUCAGGCAAGAGUACCUUGGAGGAGGAAGAUCGCCUGUCCUGUAUCCACCCAUGUCCUCUGAGCUAUCCUUCAACUGGCACCACAAACACAAACACAGACACAAACACCGAGAGCGCGGUGCCGAGGAGGACAGAGAGGAAGCGGCAAGAGGAGGUUCAGCAAACCGGGCAAGUACAGGCGUUUCUGAGAGUGGAACAUCAGGGAAAGGGGAGCGAGUUGGCGGUUUAGGAAUGGCAGAGUCUUUACAACGAUGCCGCUUUGGACGAGAUCCUGCCGGCACCAGUGCCAGCAAGCAAACCGCUUCCACUUCUGCCAACUCCCCUUCUUCUUCCUCAUCCUCAUCUGCAGAAAGGUACAAGCGCAAAGAGAGCUCCAUGUCCUGUCUAGGCCCCUCAAUGCUUGCACUGGGCAGCAGCUCGAAAGGCCACCAUCCAGUAGAGUCUUGGUUCAGGAUGGGCAGCUCCAAGGCAAGCUACUCAAAGCUUUCACGGAGUCAUGUGGCACCUGGACAGGGUCCCUUCACAGACGACCGGGCCGAAGACCUAGCAGGCUGCUCAGACAGCGAGGAUGAGGAGCCUCUCAGUCCCACGGAGGAUCUGGAGCCUGGAGCCCAUGAUUCUCCAAACCUUACAAAUCUGUUUGCCUCUGCUCUCACCCGCACCACGCUGAAAGGGGGCAGGAACAGAAAGACUGAGGUGGUCACAGAGACGUCCACCUUCUCCCGCAUUGACCGGCCGAUGAGGAAGGACCGCUCAACAUCAGCAGAAAGGAGAGAGUUAGGGUCAUCAUCAGGUAUCCAGACGAGAGGCGUUGCUCUCUCGCCCCCUGAAGGGCUCGAAGGAUCCAUGCAGCACCACCGGCAGCAGCAGCACCAUCACCAACCUUCACUAUUUCACUCCCACGGCUCUGCUUCCUCCUCCUGCCUCUCCCCCUCCCAGGACUGUGGCCUAGAUGCUUCCCUGCCCCACCACUCCCAUCGGGCUCAACCAUCCAAACACAGCCUGCACCACGUCAACAAAAUCCUGCGUGCCAAGAAGCUUCAGAGACAGGCGCGCACAGGAAACAACGUUGUGAAGAAGAGGGGCCCCGGGCGUCCCAGGAAACAUCCGUUACCCUCCCCGCCACCGUCCCCGCCACCGUCCCCGCCACCGUCCCCACCACCAGUGGUUGAGUUGAAUCAGACCCGGCACAGAGACAGGGGGACGGAACGGCCAGCAGGUGGACAAUGUUGCGAGGGGGACACUGUUACAGAUGCUAUUGAGGCGGUAGUCCAGGGUCAGCAUCGAAAAAGUCAGAAGAAGAAGCGCUGGGAUGGGGAUGAGGACGAGGAGGAAGAGGAGGAAAAGGAGGAAAAAGAGGACGGGGAGGUAGAAAUAACUGAGGAGCAAUUGCCAGACAGAGAGGAGAACCUGGGCAACCUAGUACCACGGUCCAGAGCCGAGACAGGAAGGAGCUGGCUUUCUCAGGACGAGCUCCAGCACUUUCGUGGCUCCAUGGAAAGCAAGCCAGAUGGCGACUGCUCCCCGGACCGCCCAGCCACCGUCUCCCAGGAACAAGCUCCGCCCCCCAUACCCAUACCUAGCCAACGCGAGAAGAGAGCGGCCAGACCUCCAAAGAAGAAGUUUCAGAAGGCGGGACUUUACUCUGAUGUGUACAAGACCGAAGACCCCCGGAGUCAGCUUCUGCAGCUAAAGAAAGAGAAGCUUGAAUACAUACCUGGGGAACAUGAGUUUGGAUUGUUUCCAGCUCCUAUCCAUGUUGGGAAGUACCUGAGACAGAAGCGCAUUGAUUUCCAGUUGCCUUACGACAUCUUAUGGCUGUGGAAACAUGAUCAGCUUUACAAGAGGCCGGAUGUCCCCCUUUAUAAAAAGAUCCGAUCAAAUGUCUACGUGGAUGUGAAGCCUCUCUCUGGUUAUGAAACCACGACAUGCAGCUGUAAGCCGUGUGAUGGCUCGACUGAGAAAGGCUGCCUGGAUGAAUGUCUGAACAGGAUGAGUUUUGCAGAGUGCUCUCCCAGCACCUGUCCAACUGGUGAUCUGUGUGACAACCAGCACAUCCAGAGGCACGACUGGGUCCAGUGUCUGGAGCGAUUCCGCGCUGAGGGCAAAGGCUGGGGCAUCCGCACCAAGGAGACACUAAGCUCUGGACAGUUCAUCAUCGAGUACCUGGGAGAGGUGGUCAGCGAACACGAGUUUAGGAGCCGUAUGAUGGAGCAGUACUUCACCCACAGUGGCCAAUACUGUCUGAACCUGGAUAGCGGCAUGGUGAUCGACAGCUACAGAAUGGGCAAUGAGGCUCGCUUCAUAAACCACAGCUGUGAACCCAACUGUGAAAUGCAGAAGUGGUCGGUGAAUGGGGUGUACAGAAUCGGUCUCUUCGCUCUCAAGGACAUCACCAGCAGCGUCGAGCUCACUUAUGACUACAACUUCCACUCCUUCAAUACAGAAGAACAGCAAGCGUGCAUGUGCGGCUCAGAGAGCUGCCGGGGCAUCAUCGGAGGGAAGAGCCAGCGGAUCAACGGCCUGCCUCCGAAGACCGGGGGCACUCGGCGGCUGGGUCGACUCAAGGAGAAGAGGAAGUCCAAACACCAGCUCAAGAAACGAGAGGAAGAGUCGAGUGACAGCAACAAGUUUUACCCUCAUCUCAUGAAGCCCAUGUCCAACAGAGAGAGGAACUUUGUGCUGAAGCACAGAGUGUUUCUCCUGAGGAACUGGGAGAAGAUGAGGGAGAAACAGGAGCUGCUGAAGAGAGAGGGCGAGCGAGAGAGGGACGGCGGUAGCUUGUCCCUGUACACGCGCUGGGGAGGAGUGAUCCGUGACGAUGGCAACAUCAAGUCAGACGUGUUCCUGACGCAGUUCUCGGCGCUGCAGACGUCGCGGUCGGUGCGCACGCGGAGACUCGCCGCCGCUGAGGAAAACACAGAAGUCACGCGCACCGCUCGCCUCGCACACAUCUUUAAGGAGAUUUCUGACAUGAUCACCAGCUAUAAGGAUUCAGCCGGCCAGACACUUGCUGCGCCGCUGGUGAACCUCCCAUCCAAGAAGAGGAACAGCCAGUACUAUGAGAAGGUGUCUGACCCUCUGGACCUGAGCACCAUCGAGAAGCAAAUCCUCACGGGCCACUACAAGACUGUCGAGGCGUUUGACACAGACAUGCUCAAAGUGUUCCGAAACGCUGAGAAAUAUUACGGCAGGAAGUCAUCGAUCGGCAGGGAUGUCUGCCGCCUGCGUAAAGCGUACUACAGCGCACGCCAUGAAGCUGCUGUCCAGAUCGAUGAGAUUGUGGGCGAGACAGCCAGCGAGGCCGACAGCUCUGAUUCGCUGGAGCGUGACCACGGCCACCAAGGAGGAGGCGGUCCGGGGCCGCACGACAAAGACGACGAUGUCAUCCGUUGCAUCUGUGGAAUGUACAAGGAUGAAGGCCUUAUGAUCCAGUGUGAAAAGUGCAUGGUGUGGCAGCAUUUUGACUGCAUGCGGCUGGAGACCGAAGUGGAGCAUUACCUGUGUGAGCUGUGUGAGCCUCGGCCUGUAGAAAGCGAGGUUCCCAUGAUACCUCAGCCUAGCUACGCCCAGGUUGGCUCUGUCUACUACAUCUGCCUCCUGCGAGAUGAGCUGCUCUUACAUCAAGGUGACUGUGUUUAUCUGAUGAGAGACAGCAGACGCACACCUGAGGGACAGCCUGUCAGACAGUCGUACCGUCUCCUGUCUCACGUCAACCCAGACAAACUCGACAUCUUCCGAAUUGAGAAACUCUGGAAGAAUGAAAAGGGAGAGAGAUUUGCCUUUGGCCACCACUACUUCCGUCCCCACGAGACUCAUCAUUCUCCAUCGCGGCGAUUUUACCAGAACGAGUUAUUCCGCAUGCCGCUUUACGAGAUCAUCCCCCUGGAGGCAGUGGUGGCAACCUGCUGUGUCCUCGAUCUCUACACCUACUGCAAAGGACGGCCAAAGAGCGUGAAAGAGCAGGACGUGUACAUCUGUGAUUACCGCUUGGACAAGUCUGCUCACCUGUUCUAUAAGAUCCAUCGUAACCGCUUCCCAGUCUGCACCAAGCCAUAUGCCUUCAACCACUUCCCCAAGCGGCUUGCACCAAAAAGAGACUUCUCGCCUCACUACGUUCCUGACAACUACAAGAGGAACGGAGGUCGUUCUGCCUGGAAGAGCGAACAACUCAAAGGAAGUGCCGGCGGCGAGGACGACGGCUCUUCCUGCGACCGGGGCGACGACUUCCCUCAGGAAGCUGAGGACGGGAGAGGAGAAGAGGACGACAUGGACACGAAUCCAGACGAACCUGAACUCCUCUCGGCUAAGCCUAGAAGACCGGAAGGGGAGGGAGAUGAGGAUGAAGACGAGAAGGAGGAAGAAGAGGAAGGGCGGGAGUCUGAGGAACGCAGGGAGCUGGAGGACAGCUCCGCAGAGAGGAUGGUAGAGAUGCUCGAACUCCCGUCGCCGUCUGCCUCCUCGCCGCUGCACCACCCGGUGCUGGGCAAGAGGGAGGCCCAGAGGGAACGGCUCAACAAAAUUCUGCUGGAUUUGCUGCACAGAACUCCCAACAAGAAUGGUGAGGGACCGGGAACGAAGCAGGGGGCCAUCGAUGUAUCUUAUCUCCUGGAGGAGGGGGCAGGCCGCCGGCUACGAAGACGGACGCUCGGAUUCGGUGAUUUCGCGUGCAGAAAAUAACUUUGCGACGUGCCUUUCCUGUUUGUGAGCGAGGGGCAGAACCCGGAGAGGCAGCGAGACGGGAAAAGCUGCAUUGUUGGCUGUCCGACCAUUAAGGCCCACGAUGCGUCCCCGGGGGCCACUUCCAGGUUACCUCUUCCAAGACUGGUCAUCUCAGCUCUGAGAGGGUGGAGGGGGUUUGGAAGCGCUGACUCCACGGCAAUUGCAGCUCUUCAGGAGUCCUAAAGCAGCGUGAAGAGAGCUGACCCAGACUUCUUGCUGCAAGUAGUACGAUGCAAAACCUGUUUUUCUUUCUUUUCUUUUCUUUUUAAAACGAACAUAGGAGAAAUAACCCGUGCACUUAAAUGCAUUUAAUAUUACAGACACGGCCGAUGAACUCCCCUAUCAAGCAUCAGAAACAAGUGGUACUGAAUAGGGAUGGAUAGGGGGGGGGGGGGGAGUGAAUGCUGGAGAUGAGUUCCCCCUAGUGGGAACGAGCUGCAAUGGCAGAACCUACCGGAUGAGAGAAGAUCAGCGCCGGGCCUCAUGGGGGGGGGGGGGGGGGGGCGUAGUGGAGCAGUGUGCUCAGAUGCUGCUCAUGAGAGGGAGACGACGAGGGGGGCGAACUGCACUUUUGGUACCAUGGAUAUUGUGACGCUCUGUGUAAUGUAUCUAUAAUGAAAACACACUCACACACUCACAGUGUUUGAUGAUGCAGUCUGAAAAAAUAAGAAAUAGAGACAGAGAAAAAAGCGAGUUAAAAAGUCUAUUAUCUUUUCCCUGUUAUACAGUAGUUAACUCAUUUAGGAGCCGAAGAAGCCGAGGGCUGCGUCUCGUCUUCUGAGCAGCGUGGGGGGGGGGGGGGGGGAGUGUGUGCGUUGGUCAAAGUGUCUUGUUGAGGUUUUCAUUUUAAUCUUUAAUUUUCUUGCGAGGCAGUCAGCUUCGCCCGUCUUAACAUGAUUCACCAGCUUAACUAAAUCCGGCGUGUCGGGGGAGACAGCGGCUUCAACUGUAACGCCUUACACAGCCGCGCUCUCCGACUGCCUUCUGUGUGUGUGUGUGUGUGCGCGUGUGUGCGUACACACUUAGCGUGUGUCUGCACUCUGCCAGAUUUCUUGAAGAUAAACCUUUUUAAACAAAAAAAUUUAGAAAAAAAAUUAAGGGCUCGAUGGCAAUUAACAGUUUAAAGAAAACUAUGGAAAACAAUACUUAACAUGAAAUGUAUCGUGAUGGUCAUAUUUUCUUAUAUUCUGUGAGACGGGUGGGGCGGCGGUGUAUAUUGGGGAAGGCGAGGGGGCGUAACACUUUUUCUUUCUUUCGCCGAUGUUCCUGGUUGCCAUGGAGAAUGACGUAAAAAGAAAUUGUGAUAUUUAAGGAGAUUUCUUUCUCCCCCCCCCCCAAAUGCCUCUGCUAAAAAGGGACAGCCUGCAAUGUCCCGGUGCGGUUUAACGAGAACGAGACGCUGACGGAGGGGGGGGGGGCGGGGGGGGAAGCUGUACAGUGCCAAGUUAUGUACAUAUACACACUUACAUUGAGGAGUGUCUCCAAAAGCAAUAUCUUGACAAAUGGAUUUUGUUUAUUGUAUUGUACAGGAAUCAGCCCUAAAUGUAUUACGGUUGUUAUAAUAUUAUAAUUCCUUCCGUUUGUAUUACUAUAAUGAAGACACUUAAGCUCGGAGGGAAAUGAUUUGUUUGAUGCCCAGAGAAGCUCACCACGACGGUCCGGACGACAUCAAAACUAUAAAUGAAAUUCAUCUAUGUACUGCAUGAGCAAGAGGAAUGUCGGAUGGACAUUGAAGGCAUCGGGACGAGACAGUGACUCCACAACGACACCGCCGUCACUGAAUAUUGUUAAUAAUAUAACUUUUUAAGGAUAAACGUACUCCUUGUUUUUUGCUGCAAAGUGUUGAACACUAAAAAAACAAACCAACAUAAAUAUGUUAUGAUAUUUUUGAACGUUGACGGAAAAACAAAAGUAAAGCUGUCGACCCGAUAUGUUGUUAUUUUUGUUUUUAUUUUCAAAUAGGAAAUGGUUCCGUUUUGUGAUGGCGGUCGUUGUCUGAUGCUUGUACUUGUGUUUGUGUGUUUCUGUGUGAUUUGUUUAGUUAUUUUUAGACAAUCACAAAAUAAGAUGCAAGCAUUGUAAAUGGCAGACUGGCGGACGUUUUGUGAUGUGUACAGUUUGUCAAAAAACUUCUUCCACUCGUUAAAAGUUUGUAAUUAUGAUUCUUAAAUCAUGAAAAAUGCUGUUGGUUUAUACUUUUUGUUUUAUAUUUGUUUUUUUGUUUUUGUUUUUUAAUAAAAAGCACUACAUUAUUGUGAAUACACUUUA
Molecule: messenger RNA, 11601 nt
Organism: Pseudoliparis swirei
Lineage: Eukaryota; Metazoa; Chordata; Actinopteri; Perciformes; Liparidae
Gene: ash1l
Product: ash1 (absent, small, or homeotic)-like (Drosophila)
Exons: 27
Coding region: 433-9291 (2952 amino acids)
Cellular component (GO): nucleus
Molecular function (GO): chromatin binding; DNA binding; protein binding
Source: RefSeq, a predicted model, not a curated record